This is a messenger RNA of Anthostomella pinea, 1002 nucleotides long. NCBI's taxonomy places the organism in Eukaryota, Fungi, Ascomycota, Sordariomycetes, Xylariales, Xylariaceae. The record is from the annotation of a GenBank genome assembly.
AUGGUCAUGGCCAAAAAAACAAUCCUCAUCACAGGCUGCAGCAGCGCAGCCGGCGCCGGCGCCGCACUAGCCAGGGAAUUCCACCAACGUGGCCACCGCGUCUACGCCACGGCCCGCGGCGACAAUGCAAAGGCAAAGCUGCGCUUCCUGACGGACCUCGGUAUCGGGGUUUUGGAGUUGGACGUCACGUCGCCGGAUUCGAUUGCGGCUGCUGUGGGUGUUGUGCGGGAGGCUACUUGCUGUGGUGGUGAAAGUAAAAGUGACGGCCACCUCGAUAUCCUCAUCAACAACGCCUCCCUCUUCACCCUGUCACCCCUCUCCGACGUGCAGCUCGCGUCCGCGCGCGAGGUUUUUGAUACCAAUGUCGUUGGUGUUUUGGCUGUCACGCAGGCUUUUCUGCCGCUGCUGAUGCCCAACCAUUACCACCGCACCCCCAGCACCAAGAAUACCGGCACCCCAAACUCCAGAGGACAACAAGAACUUUACGGCGGCGGCCUGGUGGUCAAUAUCGCCAGCAUAGCUGCCUUCAUGUGUCCACCUUGGCACGGCGUCUAUGCCGCUAGCAAGGCGGCGCUCGUCGCGCUGGGGCAUACUAUGAGGCUGGAGUUCGCGCCGCUGGGGGUUCGGGUUGUUACUGUUGUUGCGGGCGGGGUGGGGGUUGCUGAGGGGACGACGACGACACAUCCAGAGACUACAACAACACAGUCACCCAGUCGUGGCCUUACCGCCAUAUUACCAACAGAUAGCUACUACCAGUCCCUAACCCGCGAGACCGACGGCAACACACCACCACUAUCAAAUAAACAAAACUACGCGCCGAUGCCAGUGGAUUUGUUCGCAAAGCAAGUAGCAGACGAUAUACUGAAAGCCAGCACCGGUAUCAAAGCGCCACGGCCGCUGGUCUGGAGGGGCGCGUUUGCGUGGUGGGCUUGGGUGUGCACUUGGUUCGGGUGGGUGGGUAUGCUGGAUGGGGGGACAGAUCCGGAGGAGUGGGUUGGAUAG